CAUUUGCGGGAGCGCCUAGCAAGUUAGCAUAGCUCCCCUUUUUUCUCCUCCGCUUCUCCCCCCGCCGUCACGCUUUCUCCUCCCUCCCCGUUCCUGGCUGUGUCAAGCGGCGGCCGCCACUACCAACGUGGAGAGCAGAAAGCUGCCUCCGAACGUUGGGGUGGCUUCGAACGGGCUCCUCGAGCCGAGGCGAGAGCGGUAACCGUUGGACGGUACCAACUGCCUUUCGUCGGGGAGAGACGCCCCGCCGGGCGGUACCAAUUGAGACAACCCCGCACCUGUUGGUUUUUUCUUUCAGCCGCCUCCCCGCACCCGCUCGGGGUUCCGGCGGCUCCCUCUCAGCGCGUCAGGCAGAGAAACGCCCGCCCCGCCGCAGCCGGCUCGAACCGGAGCAGCCGCCGCCAUGGCCGAGACCGAGGAGAGGAGCCUGGACGACUUCUUCGCCAAGAGGGACAAGAAGAAGCGGCGGGAGAAAGGGAGCCGGGGAGCCGCCGCUACUGCCGCCGCAUCCUCGGCCGUCUCCGCUUCCAGCGCGCCGGGGGGAGCUCGGCCGGCCGAGGCGGGCUCGGGGGCCGCCGCCAGCACCGCCUCGUCCGCCAGGGCGGUGGUUAAGGAAGAGGAUGAAUGGAAGGAAUUUGAGCAAAAAGAAGAGAUUGACUACAGUGGGCUGAGAGUUCAUUCCAUGCAAAUAAGUGAAAAAGAAGACGAUGAAGGUGAAAAGAGAGAAGAACCAGGUGACAACUGGGAGGAAGCUGGUGGUGGUGUAGAGAAAGCAUCUGGUCCUUGGAACAAGACCGCUCCUGUGCAGGCGCCUGUUGCUGAAACUAUUGUUACAGAAACCCCUGAACCAGUGCAAUCUAGUGGUGUAUACCGACCGCCUGGGGCUAGGGAGACCAGGACACGAAAAGCACCACAAGGACCACCAGAGAUCUAUAGUGAUACACAGUUUCCAUCAUUGCAAUCCACUGCCAAGCAUGCAGAUAGCCGAAAGGAUAAAGAAAUGGAGAAGAGCUUUGAAGUAGUAAAACACAAAAAUAGAGGUAGGGAUGAGGUCUCAAAAAACCAGGCACUUAAACUUCAGCUAGACAACCAAUAUGCUGUGCUUGGGGAUCAGUAGAGCUGCAUACACAUUACAAUUAAGGAAUGCUUUUUUGGUAACCCUCCUACUAAGGUAACUAAACUACAGCUAAGGACUAUGAUGAACAUGCCAUCUUAUUUCUGCUGGAUGUGCUGCGGCAAGUGCAGACUACUUUGACAUAAGUGAUUGCUCUCGCACUAUGGAAGCGUAAUGUGUUACAACUUUCUUCUCCAUUGGAUUUGGGGGAAAUUAAUGUAAAUGGUUGAACAAGAUUCAUCAGUGUUCUUUAAUUACUCUGAAAAAGUAUCUACAGUCAGUGGUCAUUUCAAAAUCUUUUUAUGUUCAGAUACUGAGCCUUCGUAAGGGUUGACUACCUCAGACUUGCUGCACUCAUUGUGGACACCAUGUGGAUCACAACUUCUGGAAAAGAAGGUUACAGCUGUUUUAGUGGCCAUCUGAAACUUGAAACCAGCUUCUCUACUGGGUUCCUGUCAGAAAUCCUGCAGAAGUCAGCCAUUUGGUUCUGAUUUGCUAUAAAUAACAAAGAUUUAAGUGACCUUAAUGAGAAACCUGUCUGGUGUCCCAUCCUGAGGAAUCCUUUCAUGUGUAGUCCUAGCCUACUAGAGACUUUCUGGAGCAUACCACUUUCAAAAAUUAUCAAAGUAUAGUACAGAGCUGUAGUUUGUUUACCUUUUUAGAUAGAGCUGUACUGAGGUAACCACAAAACAAAACUCAUUCCAAUACAAAAUUGGAGGGUGUAUGGGGUGGGGAUUGAUUGGGCUGUCUGCAUUAGCCAUUUUCACAGUUGUGUUCAAGUGUUUUCUUUGUUCUACAAAAAAUGCCUUCCUUGUUUCUGGUAUAAAACUGCAGUAUACUCAAGUAAAAAUGUGAAAUGUGUUAAUAGUGACAAGCUUAUCUUGGUUUUCAUAAUUGGGUCGCUUCUCUUUCUCUGAGGGACUAGGACUUCAGUAGGCUUUAAUUUGGUACACAGCAGAAGCCUGUGCUCCCACUCUAGUCUUCAGAACAUAGUUUCAAAAAAUACAUGCAGUAUACAGGGCAGUAAUAUUAACUUCAAGAUAACUUUUGCUACAACAGAAACACUAACAGCUGUCUCCAAGCGAUCCUAUCUCAUACGAGUAAGCUGAUAUAAGACUCUGAAGGAAGGAUAACAUCAAACCUAGUGAGAUUUCAUUUGUUAUGGCUGCUUAAGAUCAUCAUGUGAGCUUGCAAAGUGUUCAAGGCAGAAAUCCUCACUUUAAAUGGCAUUUUCUCAACUGUAGGAAGCCUAGUGACAAUGGAAGGAGUGACAGCUUUGUUCAAUUUUUGGCCAUCUCUAUUGACUUAACUUAGUGUUAACUUAACAUACAAUGGCAUGUGUAUGCUAAAGCUAUAGGACAAAUAAUACCCAGUUGCUUCUAUACAAUGAAAGAGAAUCUGACAACCAGCCAAACUGUCCCGGGGCAUACCAUCUGUCUUUCCCCUUGCUUCUUUUAGUUUGUUUUUAGUAUGCUAGCUAAGUGAGUAAGCACCUCUUUCCAAAUCUAGGUUUCUCCCUGUAAAUGUGAAUGCCAAGAGGAGGAGCUGCAGACUUAUUUCUUGUCCACUUCAUACUUGCCAAUGGCAAAACAAUCUUACUGAUGUAGUACUUUACGUAUAGGAGACCAGGCUUGGUGGCUCAUGCAGAAAUUAAAUGUUUAGUUUCCCUUUGAUUUAACUGCUGAUGCUCUAAAGUCUGUUUCUUUUGAAGUCUGUAAGAAUCUUGCUGUUGACUUCAGUGGGAUCAGGGCUUGCCCCGGUUCUCACAAUGUGCUUGAUAUAGAACUGGCCUUAAAGCCCUUGCAGAGUUAACUUUCUCAGUAAAAUUUCCAAACUAGCAGCUGUGAUUAGGUAGAUUGAUCAAAUGACAAAUUUAAAAACCUGAAGACUUCAUUUUGAGAAUCAAAACCACUGAAAGUAGAUUUACAUGACUCAGAGUCCAACGCUAGUAAUGUAUCUUCCCUGAAAAUAUCUCUGCCAACAGAACGUUUGUUGGUUUAUGUCACUAAAAGUUUAAGAUUGUCCUAUUUGUGGUAACUCAGUCACAUGGUAGAAACCUAAAAUACUAAAUCGCAACUUUGUUCUGACAUUUUAAAGAAGGAUAUUGGAAUUGUUAAUGCACAUGAAUCAAGUUUUUAAUAUACUGUAUGAUGGGUAGAUGAGGCUGUCCAUUGUACCUUUAUUUGAAUUCUCAGGCAUGGUUUUGGCAGUGCAAGAAAACCUGUAACAUUAAUAAAUCUAAUAAAGUGGAAAUAUACAUGGA
This is a messenger RNA of Gopherus flavomarginatus (Mexican gopher tortoise), 3377 nucleotides long. RefSeq names its product CDV3 homolog (gene CDV3). The transcript is spliced from 5 exons. Gene Ontology annotation, cellular component: cytoplasm. NCBI's taxonomy places the organism in Eukaryota, Metazoa, Chordata, Testudines, Testudinidae. The record is from RefSeq and is a predicted model, not a curated record. Bases 404 to 1117 code for a protein of 237 amino acids.